GUUGCGUAACUGUCUUACGUGAAUACGGACUGCUUAUCUGUAUUGCGCAAUAUCCGCAAGCGGUGCAGUCUGGGGUUCUGCUGCACAACACAGGGCUGGCGCAACUGGCUAGCUAGCUGAUCACUUGAAAUGGAUGUGUUCUUAAUGAUCCGGCGUCACAAGACCACAAUCUUCACCGAUGCCAAGGAGUCCACCACUGUGUAUGAGCUGAAGCGUAUUGUUGAAGGAAUUCUUAAGAGACCACCUGAGGACCAGAGGCUGUACAAAGAUGACCAGUCGCUAGAGGACAGUAAAACUCUUGGUGACUGUGGAUUCACCAAUCAGACUGCCAGACCUCAAGCCCCAGCUACAGUUGGUCUGGCCUUCCGCAUAAAUGAUGAGAUGUUCGAACAGCUGCACGUCGAGGCCUUCUCCAGCCCCCCAGAACUCCCUGAUGUGAUGAAGCCUCAGGACUCUGGUAGCACUGCCAACGAACAGGCGGUGCAGUGAUAACAGGGAGAGGAAAUGAGCAAUGGAGGGAAGGAUGGAAGUGGGUGUGUGUGGAUUAACGUCAGUGGAGAAGUAGCGGGGUGGAGGAUAUGUAAUAUAAUUUCAGUUGAUGGAUGGGGACAUUAUAGGUAACCAAGCCUAUCCAUGUUACCUUCAUGCUAUCAUCCCAGGCCCCCCCCCCCCCAAUUUGCUUCACAAAUCUUUUUUUUUUUUUUUUUUAGGCUCUUAAUGAUUUCCACAUCACAUGCGGUUCUGCUCCUUGACUUUGCUCUUAUGCACCAACUGGCUCAAACAUUUUGAGUGAAGAAGUUGGUUUGGAAAGUAUGAUUGUGUGUGUGUGUGUGUGUGUGUGUGUGUGUGUGUGUGUGCGCGCGUGUACGUUACUAUAAUUAUUAUCAUUAAUAUUUUGGAAAAGGUGAAAGCGUAGUUGUGUGUCACAGUGCUUUAGAAGUAACAUGCAUAGGUAAGGAGUCCGGUGUCUGAAUCGGCAAACUGCAUGAACAAAAUUCAAAACAAAGGCUUUAUUUUCACAGAAACGGAUAAACCUUCAACUGAUAACUUUCCUUGGGUCUGAUUCUCCCAGUUGUGUUGUACAUUUCUGAUUUGAUUUCAUACCAGGAAAAAAAAAAGUCUUUAUAAUCAUUAUGUGUAGUUUUUUUUCAGUCAUUUUGUUUUUGUUUUCAUUAUGUUGUACUUGUCAGUUCUUUGUUGUAUGUUUCAUGCACUGAGACCAAAGGCAGGGACCUCUUGGACAACAGAGGGAGUUUAUUUUUGGUCAAAAGACAUUCUGUCUCCGGCAUACUGUACACACAGGAGAAGAGUUUUGAAAAUGCAUACAUCACCACAUGUCACCAACCAUCAAUGUGACACCUUCCCCUAAUCACACAAACAUAGCCUGUAACUGUGAGCUUGCAUAAUUAAAGGUUUUUCCUGUUUUGUUUUUUACACUG
This is a messenger RNA of Cottoperca gobio, 1439 nucleotides long. Its product is annotated as elongin-B-like. NCBI's taxonomy places the organism in Eukaryota, Metazoa, Chordata, Actinopteri, Perciformes, Bovichtidae. Gene Ontology annotation, biological process: transcription elongation by RNA polymerase II. The record is from RefSeq and is a predicted model, not a curated record. Gene Ontology annotation, molecular function: protein binding. The transcript has 4 exons. The coding region runs from base 130 to 489 and encodes 119 amino acids. Gene Ontology annotation, cellular component: elongin complex; VCB complex.